Molecule: messenger RNA, 2610 nt
Organism: Colletes gigas
Lineage: Eukaryota; Metazoa; Arthropoda; Insecta; Hymenoptera; Colletidae
Exons: 2
Coding region: 532-2610 (692 amino acids)
Source: RefSeq, a predicted model, not a curated record
AGUGAUUAAAGCGUGCUGUUAUUUGCCACGCUCGUUUCGUUUCUAACGUUCAUCUUCUACAUAGAGAAAAACUAAAAACUGAAGUUUUUGUAUACUAUGCGUAACGACGAAGGGUUUCGAUUCGACACGAUCGUAAAUUUAUGAGUAGCGUAAGUGUUUGUCGAAUUGACGUGAUUAUCGAUCCCUGUCAGUGACAAUAUUACAAAUAACGUGCGAGCGUGCUGUUGCCAAAUGUUGCCUAACUACCUAAACACUGCAUACCUAUGUGCAUAUAUAUCAGUGCACGGUGUGGUUUGUCAAAAAACCGUUAACCUAACAAUUAUUUCGUGCAUCAAGAAAGUUACGGAGAAUAUUCCAUAAAUAAAAGCCCGGGGAACGUUAACGUUCGAUGAUUUGCUAAGCGUUACGUUGUUGUUGUGAGAUGAAAUGCACGUUUAUGUCGCAUAACGUUGCGAUAAACGUUUCGGAAUAUGGUUACAUGGUAGAAAAAUUCAUCCCAAUUUGCAGGAUAUUGCGAUUUCCUAUUUUUGUAUGGUGAAAAUGGCCCAUGCUCUAUUGCCGAAUCUUCGUAACUCAAUAUCCGCAUCUAAUAUGUGCCCUACAAAUUUUACUCCAUCGACUGCCUUAUCCGACGUGCUGAAUUCUGAGCCAGUGAAACGUUUGUUUAAUCAGCCGAAUAUUGUUAUUAAAACGAUUCCCUCGAAAGCUCGUGCAACUUCUGCUUCGUACAAUAAUAAUGUCGGAAACGAAGCGUAUAAUCUUGAUUCAAAUGUAAACACAUCAAAGCUGUCGGAAUUAUCCAUAGUUCCUUUACCGAUAGAUCAAGAGGAGGAGAAUCUGUUACCCUCUAAGAAAGAAGGUAAAUCAGAAAUUGCUUUAGUGCCUAUUAAGAGGGUGAAGAAGUCUUGCGGUCACUAUGAACCUUGCGAAAACAUUGUGUGCGAAGUGUCUGUACAACAAUACGUAGAUAGGGACGGAGCAUCGCCCAUGUUAGCCGUUCAUAUAGAAGAAGACGAAAUAAAUGCACCCGUAUCAAAGCAUUGCGCUAAUGCAAAGUGUGAUGCAUUGAGCAUCGAUCACGAUCGUUGUCGCAGAGCUGUGAUAAGAUUAAACAGAUGCAAUCGUUCAACUGCCUGCGACAUUUGCGGUAUCGAACUUCAAACGCGAAGGUGUCGCGUGCAUCAUAAAAAUUGUAAACGCAAGACUGAAUACAGACAUAACGAAACCAGCGGUGCCCAGGUACUAAAAGAAAGAAUGCGCGAGAGAGAAAUUCAACUGAUAGCAGCUUCUAAAGCGAAAAAGAACAAUUACAUGGAUCUUGGUACGGUAAUGGAGAUGCUAAAAAAUAACGAAGAAUUAAUUAUUAUUCCGAAAUCGGUUACUGCAGAACAACCCACGGGUGCUGUAACAACUGUGGCUACUACUCAAACUGCUCAAGUUAACAGCAUGUAUAACGUUUUUGGAAAACUUUUACCUAGUAUACCAAUUGUAUUACCGCAACAAAGUAUAGUCCUUGGAAAGUCACAGAGUUCUAAUGAAAAUGAUACAACUAUCCCGGUAAACGUAGUCUUGCCUGAUACUUUGAAUAGACCAGUUGUAACAACGACCAGUGCUGCUUCUUUACCUCAAAGUCAGUUUGUCACGUUUGCAACGCACCAUAACGCACAGCCAUUAACGUUAAAUGAUUUACUAUUUUCUCAAUCGUCGUUAGUGACGUCGUCGGCUGCUCAGCCUACACCGUUGCUAACACCUAUACGCGUUGUACCUAUAACUAAUUUAAUAACAGAACCAUCGUUAUUACAUCAAACACAGGGUAUACCAAAGUUUUGUAUCAUAGCAGAUCCCCCGGUACCGAUACCGGUAUCGGCACCGCUGCAAGUACCGGUAUCGACACCAUCGUCAUUAACUGUUUCACGAAUUACUAAACGGUUGAACUCUGUGCCAAAAGUCAAUACUCCGAGUGUUUCUAAAAGGACAUUACAAAAAAAGAAGAAAAAACGAAAGCAUAAAAAGAAAGAGUUCAAAUGCGAGUAUUGCCUUAAAUGCUUUAGUACAGAAUGGUAUUUUAAAGUGCACGUUGCUAAGCAUUCAGACGUAAAACAAUUUCCUUGUAAAAUAUGUACAGCAUGCUAUACCAAUGAAGACGAUUUAGAGAGCCACAUGUUAAAUGAUCAUACGCGCAAAAAAAAAUCUGACAGCGCACAUAACCAGAAAAGUAACGAACAACCUUAUAAUUGUUUAGACUGUAAUACUGUUUAUAAAUCUGUUAUUCACUUGAAGCGUCAUAGACAGAAGUAUCACGGAAGAACGGUAUGCUCGUUAUGUCAAAGUGAAAUUCUAAUCGAAGAGCUAGAAAGGCACAUAGCGACGGAACACAAGAAACGCAAUAAGAUUGUGAAAAUAAAAGAAGAAACAGUCGAAAACGGUGAUACCUCUGAUGGUAAAAAUGAAGUUAAAUUUACUUCAAAUAUUUUAGAAAGAAAGAUAAAUAAUAUUAAUCGGAAAACAGAAAUAAUGGAGGGGCGUGAUCAGAAUAUGAAUGGAUAUGAUUCUAUUUCUGAUGGGUUGAAUAUUUCAAACGCUAAAGUAGAAUUGAACUAUGCAGUAUAA